GAAUCUAGACACUCCCAAAAGGAAAUAAACAAAUAAACAAACAAACAACCGAAUCAUAUCUUGUAAGCAUUUUUCUACAGAAAAUGAAAGUUAAAAAGGAAAAGAAAAACCAAAUAAAUACCUUUUUCUUAGCAAGUGCAGAGUGCUGAGCAGCAUUAGCACCAACACCAUUGUGGGCUCCAUAUCUUUUUCCGUACUUAGCUGUACCUUUACAUUGUACACAUACUUUUCUUCUUCUUCUUCUUCUUCUUCUUCUUCCUUCUCUCACUUUCCUCUGUUUUCCAUUAUUAUAUAUUCCCCCAAAUCCUCCCUCCCAUUUCCUCAUUCCAUUUUUCUUUCCCCUUCUUGAUUUUGCUUUACCCAUUUCCAUGACAGAUUCCACAUGGAGAGUCCCAAUUUCUCUCCCCCUCACUCCGACCCAUCCCGACCCUCCUUAGGCUUUCCCCUCGGCACUGCUCUUCUCCUUCUCGUUAUCUUCACCUUGAGCGGAAUCUUCUCCUGUUGCUAUCACUGGGACAAACUCAGAUCCCUCCGCCGUUCCACUUCUCAACCCUUACGCGAUCGUCACGAUCUUCACCCACAAUCACCUCCCUCCAAAUCCAACCCUACUCAGGAUUUGGAGAAGAACCAGAGAGAAAGCUUGUCGGUGUUGAUGCCUGGGGAUUCCAUUCCGAAGUUUAUUGCGAUGCCGUGCCCUAGGGAACCGUUGCGGCCGGAGAUGAUUGAGGUGAAAGUGGAGAAGCCGUUAAAGCCGCUGCGAAUUGCGGUUCCUUUCUAUUAGCCGACUCAGAUUCAGAUUCAGUUUCACCAUUGAUUGAUGUGUGUACAUAGAUAGUAGAAACAAAUGAAUUCUUUUGAGUUUCAUCUGUUUUUUCUUUCCUUGUGAAAAGGAAUUUCAAUGGCUUCCAAUUUCAUUAUUUUGUAUAUUUCAAUUUCACAAGCGUUCAUCACCAAGUUUCGUAUCUGCCUUUGCCGCAGUUACAAACUUACGGAGGAAAAAAAAAAAAAAAAAAGAGAGGAGCGUAAUUAUUAUGAAUUAAAAACAGUCUAUUUUAUUAA
This is a messenger RNA of Cucumis melo (muskmelon), 1059 nucleotides long. RefSeq lists its product as uncharacterized. The coding region runs from base 383 to 781 and encodes 132 amino acids. The record is from RefSeq and is a predicted model, not a curated record. NCBI's taxonomy places the organism in Eukaryota, Viridiplantae, Streptophyta, Magnoliopsida, Cucurbitales, Cucurbitaceae. The transcript has 2 exons.